Molecule: messenger RNA, 855 nt
Organism: Penicillium cataractarum
Lineage: Eukaryota; Fungi; Ascomycota; Eurotiomycetes; Eurotiales; Aspergillaceae
Product: class II fructose-bisphosphate aldolase
Exons: 4
Coding region: 1-855 (284 amino acids)
Biological process (GO): carbohydrate metabolic process
Molecular function (GO): aldehyde-lyase activity; zinc ion binding
Source: RefSeq, a predicted model, not a curated record
AUGAGCUGGCAAGACAACAAUCAGACGCAUCGAAUCUUGACCGCUGCUGAGAAGGGCGGAUAUGGAGUCCUGGCGGCGAUCGUAUACAAUGUCGAGCAUAUCACGGCAUUUGUCCGAGCCGCAGAGCAGCGACGAUCCCCUUUGAUCAUCCAACUCUUCCCCUCGUCCCUGAAACAGACACCAUCAUUGGUCUUUGCAGCUGCCGCCGCUGCCAAAAGCGCAUCAGUCCCCAUCUCAGUCCACCUUGAUCAUGCGCAAGACUAUGAGCAGAUCAAAUAUGUUGCCGACAAUCUUCCAUUUGACUCCAUUAUGGUCGACAUGAGCCAUUAUGAAAAGGAGGAGAAUCUGGUGAAGACUCGAGUCUUGCGCGAUUAUUGCCAUGCGCGAGGAAUCACCGUGGAAGCGGAGACUGGUCGAAUUGAGGGAGGUGAGGAUGGGAUCAUGGAUACUGGUGAUCUGGAAGGCAUCUUGACCAAUCCAGAAGACGUGGAGGAUUUUAUUGCAGCGGGUGUGGACUUCCUAGCUCCCAGUGUGGGAAACAUUCACGGAGACUACGGGCCUAAGGGUCCUCAAUUGGAUAUGGACCGUCUACAUGGUGUUUUCAAAGCCAUGAAUGGUCGUGUACGACUCGUGCUCCAUGGAACGAAUGAUUUCGAUGCUAGUCUGACCCAAGCAUGCGUCAAGGCCGGAGUGACCAAGGUCAAUGUGAACAAGUUGGUUUUGGAUUGCUGGCAUGACAAUCUGCGGGCGAAUGCUACGCGGCCACUUACAGAGUUGAUGGAUACCGGAAUCGACGUCCUAACAAAGGAGAUAGAGCGCUGGAUGGAUAUCGUGGGAAGCAGUGGCAAGGUUUAA